AUGCGGAGUUUGCUUACAAUAGCGUUGUGCAUAGCGCCACUAGAGUUUACAUUGGUUUAUAGGACAGCUCCCGAACAUGCAGCGGAUUUGAUACGCUUCCCUCAAGAGCACCGAAAAAGUGUGGCAACGGAGCGGAUGGCUAAUGAAGUGCAAGAUGUGCAAGCGAAGGUCAAGGAUAAGCUCGAGCAAAAGAAUGUGAAGUAUAAAGCUGAUGCGGACAAGUAUCGAAGUCUGAAAACUUUUGAUGAGGAUGACGAUGUUAUGGUAUUCCUUCAGAAUGAGCGAUUCCCGGUUGGAACGUAUAACAAGUUCAAGCCAAAUAAGUAUGGCAAAAUCCUUCAGAAAAUUAAUGAUAAUGCUUGUGUAAUCGACCUCCCGGUUCACAUGGGUAUUUUGAAGAUCUUCAACAUUUCGAACUUGUACGAGUAUCAGGAGGAUACUCCACUUUAUCUCGAUACAAGCUCGAGGUCGAGCUCUUUCGAAGAAGAAGGGAUUUAUGAAGAGACGACGGAGGCGAAAUUGCACGAGGCCAAGUUUUUCCGAACCGGAACGACGAGGUUGUUUAGGCCCUCAAAAUGA
Erythranthe guttata (spotted monkey flower) is the source of this 579-nucleotide messenger RNA. The record is from RefSeq and is a predicted model, not a curated record. Lineage: Eukaryota; Viridiplantae; Streptophyta; Magnoliopsida; Lamiales; Phrymaceae.